AUGAACCGCAUAUCCUUUUCUUGUAGAGGAAUCGAAAUUAGACUAAAUUGGAAUUUAAAAAACGGAAAACGGAAUGGACAUGACUCAAAAUAUAGCAAAAUAGGCAUUUAUGGUGAAAUGGAUAUGUACGACGUGGAGUUGAAAGAAAAAGCAGCUGCUGCCACCUGGAGUCUGAGUGGUAGUCAGAACAAAGUCAAAACGACGCAUGUAAUGGGUGGAAUUGUUGUCAUGGAAAUGAUAAUGGAGAAAUCGUCAACACUACAGAGGAUUGGUUGUGAUGCGUUGGCAGCUUUGGUUGAAAAUGAUUUAAAAAUGCAAAACAAGAUGUCUGAGGGCGAUGCACUGGCACCAUUAACUAGAUUGCUGAGGGUAACGGACCUAGACAGAGAUGUGCUAAUUUCUGCAUUAAAAGCCAUCACAAAUCUUUGUUUGGGGUUAUCAUACAAGAACAACGCUAAAGUACAACAACACUUGGUAAAGAGAGACGUGUUGAAAAUUUUAGCAGAGAAGUUGAAAUUUCAAAUACAUUCGAGUAAAUUUGAUGAAGAAAUUAUUGUAGAGCUUUUCUUCACUAUAUCGUGUAUGAUAUUUGGGAAGGAACAGUCAGCGAGAACUAUGAACAGUUUAUUUUCAAUUGAAAGUGAAUUUGUAAGAAUCAUAUCUCUUUUGAAAUCGAAAAAUAAAAACCAUCAUCUGAAAAUUGGUCGCGCAUUGACUUUUUUGUGCAUAAAUGAGGCUACAAGAUUACAUAUGAUCAAAUACGUAACAUGGGAGCAUGUGCAAUCUAUAAUAAAAUUAUUUACAGAGGAAACUAAUGAACCUAUGAAAAUCGACGCGGCCUUUCAAGUAAUUGUUUUUACUAAGUGUAUUUUCAACAAGCAAACUAUAGACCUGUUGGCUCAGUCCAUAACCUUCCUAGUAAACAUAUUUGAUGGUGGUCAUUGGACGAUGAAUGAUGAAUAUGACAUCAAUGAAAAAGAAAUUAUCAAUUCUGACGAUGCCAACUUUGCACGUGGCUUCUCCAGGGAUGACUUGCAUGUUUUGACAUCCGCUGUGGUACUCUUUCCAAUUUUAUACCCUAAAUUGAAGUUGCAAAUUAAGUGUUUUUUAAACUCGGACGCAGAUGUGCGUGUGGAUGCGGUUUGGAAAAAUUUUGUCUGCACACUGCACAGGGCUCUACUUCAGACCUUCACAUUCAACAGUCCAUUCACACUCCUUGGAGACAGGAUAUACAAAAGCAUAACAAAAUAG
Molecule: messenger RNA, 1251 nt
Organism: Helobdella robusta
Lineage: Eukaryota; Metazoa; Annelida; Clitellata; Rhynchobdellida; Glossiphoniidae
Exons: 7
Coding region: 1-1251 (416 amino acids)
Molecular function (GO): protein binding
Source: RefSeq, a predicted model, not a curated record